AUGGAACUCUACCCAGACAUCGCCCCGAAAACCGUUGCUAACUUUACCAAGCUAAUUGAAAUGGAAUUUUACGAUGGCCUCACCUUUCAUCGGUAUGUGGAGAACUUUGUGAUUCAGGGCGGCGAUCCGGAGGGUAGUGGCAGUGGUGGGCCCGGGUGGACGAUUCCGGGCGAGUUUCAAAAUCCCAAACUCCGAGCGAAGAUGCCCCGACACCGAAAAGGGGUCGUUGCUAUGGCACGAGCGAACAAACCAGACUCCGCAGGCAGCCAAUUUUACAUCUGCUUGGACACAAAGCCAUCUCGCUAUUUUAGCCUCAACGGUCAGUACACCACCUUUGGGAAAAUCAUUGCUGGAAUGGAUGUGGUCGAUCAGCUUGGCAAAGGAGAUGUGAUGAACACAGUGCGUCUAAAGGGAAAAAACGAAGAAUUAUCCCCGCCAACCGAGGUCCAAACAUCUCAAUAG
Molecule: messenger RNA, 462 nt
Organism: Geodia barretti
Lineage: Eukaryota; Metazoa; Porifera; Demospongiae; Tetractinellida; Geodiidae
Source: the annotation of a GenBank genome assembly